This is a messenger RNA of Sphaeroforma arctica JP610, 1002 nucleotides long. RefSeq lists its product as hypothetical. Gene Ontology annotation, cellular component: cytoplasm. The record is from RefSeq and is a predicted model, not a curated record. Gene Ontology annotation, biological process: 'de novo' IMP biosynthetic process. Gene Ontology annotation, molecular function: phosphoribosylglycinamide formyltransferase activity. Lineage: Eukaryota; Ichthyosporea; Ichthyophonida. The coding region runs from base 106 to 420 and encodes 104 amino acids. The transcript has 3 exons.
UCAGCAUAUACCAGGGCGGGCCGAAGCAGAGAAGAAUACGACGAAGAUCUUGCAGAUAAAAUCAAAACGCUUGUGGAUCCUGAUGUUAUCGUUUUAGCCGGGUGGAUGCACAUCGUCUCCCCAAAAUUUCUCGACCGUUUCCAAGAUAUCGUCAUCAAUCUGCAUCCAGCGAUGCCUGAUAAAUUCGAUGGCAUCAAUGCAAUCAAGCGCGCAUACGAUGCUUUCCAAACUGGCGAGAUAGAAAGUACUGGAGUCAUGGUGCAUUUGGUGACGCCAGAGGUGGAUCAGGGCCGUGUUCUGAAAGUAAAAGAAGUUCCUAUCAAAAAAGAAGAUGAAUUAGCAGAUUUAGAAAACCGUAUGCACGAAACAGAGCACAUAUUGCUAGUCAAAGCCGUACGCGAUUUCGUGAACGACUUGUAGCUAUUCCUAAGGACCUUCAUGCUGGGAAAUAGAAAUUGAAGUGGAGAGAAUAUGUAUUUGGGUCUACCGCCGAGCGAGCAACGUAUUCAAGAGACGUAUGCAUACACAAACAAAUACAGGGCUGAGAACACGAGCCAAACAAUGUGUAUGAGUUUUCGUGCCUGAAUUCGGUAGCCAUGACUAGAUUACUUAUUCAACCCUAAAACACACUCGAGUACUCGACUAGUUCAAACGGGUUGGGUUGUAAUUUGGAGCUGUGCUCAAGUUUAUAAACCUCCCCAACAAUUUAAUGGAUAGUCACGAAACCGAAAACUCACCGUCGCGAAUCUCCCAAUUUAUUCGUAGAAGAUGCUACGUAUAAUUUUUUGAUCCAUGCUGAAGUGAGAUGGCAAUCACGGUGCCAACUGAUGUCCUUAUACUAAUUGGAAUCAAUCAUCGACGUGAUUCAUCAAGUACUCAACAGCCUAGUGAGAACAAUAAUCGAUGCCAAAUUUAGAUGGAAGUAAGCGACAAUACAUCGACUAUAUAUAUAUUAUGGUAGUUUUACAUCUGACUCGCCAAAAGUUCGAAAGAAAAUCAGCC